Glarea lozoyensis ATCC 20868 is the source of this 546-nucleotide messenger RNA. RefSeq lists its product as uncharacterized. NCBI's taxonomy places the organism in Eukaryota, Fungi, Ascomycota, Leotiomycetes, Helotiales, Helotiaceae. The coding region runs from base 1 to 546 and encodes 181 amino acids. The transcript has 4 exons. The record is from RefSeq and is a predicted model, not a curated record.
AUGUCUGCCGCCGACGCCGCACCUACCCCUUUAUCAAAGGUCGACUCUGCCGUUCAAGGUCUAUCAUCAAGCCCUCCUAAGGAUGAUGCGAAGGCGGAACCAAAGCGAAGAGCGAGCUCAAGUGUACCUGGUGUAUACAACAUCAAUGACUUAGAAAAGGAAGGAACAGAAAUCCAGAUCGCAAAAGAAACACAGAAGCUCAACUGGCGUAUCAACAAGUCUCCAAUGGGGUUAGAAGAACCAGAAAAGAGCAUGCUAAAGAAGCACCUCACCACUCCACCAGUCAAGAAGAUCGACCUACAUUUCCCACUGGGGCUUGAGGUGUCAGCUCGGAACAUGAAGGGUGUAACAAUCAAAGAUGCAUUAGAUGCCAUCUACAAGCAAUUUCGAAAGAAGGCAGAUGACGAACUCGAGACCCCAGUCCUAGCAGGCUUCGAAUGGGACAAAGAAGAGUCAUGGACCCAACUCAUCGUUCACUGCAAGAAGGAGGGUGCUCCACAACCCAAGAAGAAGGGAAAGAAAGGUGCCGUUGAAGAGGAAAUCUAG